Messenger RNA from Girardinichthys multiradiatus, 2288 nucleotides. RefSeq names its product synaptosome associated protein 47 (gene snap47). Bases 154 to 1416 code for a protein of 420 amino acids. Gene Ontology annotation, molecular function: SNAP receptor activity; syntaxin binding. Gene Ontology annotation, cellular component: SNARE complex; plasma membrane. NCBI's taxonomy places the organism in Eukaryota, Metazoa, Chordata, Actinopteri, Cyprinodontiformes, Goodeidae. Gene Ontology annotation, biological process: synaptic vesicle priming; exocytosis; synaptic vesicle fusion to presynaptic active zone membrane. The record is from RefSeq and is a predicted model, not a curated record. The transcript is spliced from 5 exons.
GUAUAGUUCGAGGUCUACUCGUGUCCAUCGUGCGAACCAGAAGUACUUUCAAGGCGGACAGUCUACGCGGCCGUACCCGUGUGUUACAUCACUUCCGUAAUAAACAACGUUACUAGGAAGAAUACGAGGUGAACUUGCUCAACUGCCUUCAAGAUGAGCCGGGAUGCUCCCAUCCACAGCUGGCCUGGUUCCUAUUACAUCAACAAUGAGAAGAGGUGGGAGAGCGGAACCCUGUCUCUCACCAGGACCAUGGUGCGCUUCAUCUCAAGCCAGAGCAAGGAGUGUCUCUCCAGCUUCCGCCUGUCCAGGAUCAUGGAGAUCAAGAUGGAGUCAUCUAGUUUCAUCUUCAGCACCCUCACAGUGCUCGAGGAGGGAAACGUCAAGCACUGGUUUGGUUCCCUCAAGCCCAACCGGGUGGCCGUAUUUAAUGUGCUGGAGCAUUUCUGGAGAGAGCGGCUUCUUUCACCUACCUCAGAGGCUCGGGGGGCUGAAUGUCAUCCUUCAAAGGGGAGGGAGCUGAUCAACCUGGUGGUUGGGGCCCAGAGAAGACUGGAGGACACUGGCAGAGUCCUCAGCCACCAGGGAGAGCAGUUUGACAACAUGAUGCAGGGAUUGGAGAAGAUUGACUCUGAUCUGGGUGUUGCUGAUAAACUUCUUUCAGAGCUCGAGUCUCCCUCCUGGUGGCCUUUUGGUAAACUCCCCUGGAAGACUCAGCAGGAGGCCAAAGCCGAGGACGCCGCCAAGGCUGCAGCGGCUAUCUCAGCGGGCAAAGUUUCUAGCAGAAGCAAGGUGAUCACAAGCAUCCCGGCAGUGUUGUCCAAAGGCGGAGACUCGGACUUGAAGCCUGGAUGUUUGCUGGUGCUGGUUUCCUCACUGGAGGUGCGAGACACAAACUGCCACCUCCUCCACCGAUUUGAACGGAACGAAAUUGAUGAAAUCAGGGUGCACAGCCCCUACGAGAUCACAGUUAGACAGCGGUUUAUAGGAAAACCAGAUAUAUGUUACAGGUUCCUGUCAGCCAAGAUGCCAGAGGCAAUGUCUGUGUUAGAGAUGCAGUACAAGAAGAAGAUGGAGUUGACAAGUGAAUACGCAGCCUUCAAGGCAACUCCGCUUUCAUCUCCUUCUGACAAAGAAGGGACUAACUGGAAUGAAGGUAAAUGCCAAGAGACCGAGCUGCCAGUGGAGGUCCCGGCAGGAGAGCUGUCGCAGUUGCAGGUGCACGUCCUGCAACCAUCUGUCAGUCAGGCUGAGGCCCAGGAACUCAAGCAGAUGCUGAUGCAGCUAAAGAACCUUGCUCUGGAGGCAGAGUCGGAGCUGGAACGGCAGGACGAGGUCCUGGACGUCCUAACAAGCUCAACGGACCAUGCCACAAUGCACAUUGGGAUGCACACGAGUCGAAUGAAAAGACUGCUGUAGUCCCAACAGUUGAAAACAACGGUCCAUGCUCCAUCGUUGGCCUCAGAAGGCCUUCUGCUCAAAGAAACCAUUAAAGACUGGCACAUGAUCUUGAUAGAUCCUAAGACUUAGUGGUACUUGAUGAUGUAACUGCAGGUGCCUCUUAUUUCUAGCAGGGUACUGAUGGGUUUCCUAAAGUCAAGUUUAAACAUAACUUGCUGUGAAAAUAGAGCUUUGGUUCAAUGCAAUUAGGUGACACAUAGCUUCAAAGGUUUCUUUAACAGAAAAUGACUGUUUUAAGCAUUAAAUUCAGUUGUUUAAAAUGUAUUCUACAAAAAUAGCUUCUGUUUGUCAAACCAUUGGUUAACAUUUUAAAACCUCCCUCAAGCCUCAUAAUCUCUUGUUUCUGAUUCGAAAGCAUUGAUUUGUUUCAACCUAGUAAUGCAUUUGUCCUGAAUAAUGUACUGUUGCACUUCAUUUUUAUGUUUCUCAGGUUAUAUAUGUCACUUAUCCUUUUAGAAAAGGGGUUUCCUGUCUCUUACUAAUCCAUGUGACCAUGUAACCUUAUUUUCUACAGGAACAUGGGAAAUGUAAUUGAAAAAACUCUACAUAGCUAAACACUAACAUUUUGAACCUUGUAUGACAAGAGAAAUCACACAUUUAUUUAUUAUUGUAAAAUGUGUAUAUUGCAAGUGAUACUUUAAUAUUACUGUACAUUAUUUACACCUAAUGCAAUUCUCUUAUUCUGCCUUUUUUUUUUUUUCAACUUGCAAAUUAGCCUGAAUUUUUAAGAGUGGACUGACCCUUUUUUUAAAUGAUCCUCAGAUCUGUUUUAUUUUCUCCUUGAGUGGUAAAGACCGAUAAAUAAAAAACAAAAAGCGUGGGAGAGUUUA